AGAGUGAAGAAAAGAAAAGUUCAUCUCCUCCUCUCCUUAUCCCUUCCCUUCACCAAAACCCCCCCGACACCGAGCCCCUCCUCCUCGACCUCGCCGCAAAUCCUCCGCCGCUCCUCCGCCGCUAGGGCAUAACCGCCCGCCUCUCGCCGGCAUCCGCAUCUCCCGGGGAAGGGAAGGGAAGGGAAGGGAAGGAAGGAAGGUGAGGGCGGAUAUGUCGGCGGCGCCGAUACCCCGCGAGUGGGUGGGGCUGCAGCAGUUUCCGGCGGCUACCCAGACCAAGCUGCACGAGCUCCUCGGCAAGCUCAAGGAGGAGAAUGUGAGCACAUUGACAAUUCUGGUGAUGGGGAAGGGCGGGGUGGGGAAGUCAUCCACCGUCAACUCCAUCGUUGGCGAGAGGGUCGCUACUGUCAGCGCCUUCCAGUCCGAGGGUCUCAGGCCGAUGAUGUGUUCUCGCACCAGGGCAGGCUUCACCUUGAACAUUAUUGACACUCCUGGGCUCAUUGAAGGUGGAUACAUCAAUGAGCAGGCUGUUGAGAUCAUAAAAAGGUUUCUUCUGGGCAAGACUAUUGAUGUCCUCCUUUAUGUGGAUCGAUUGGAUGCAUACAGAAUGGACACGUUGGAUGAUCAAGUUAUUAGAGCUGUCACCAAUUCAUUUGGAAAGGCCAUUUGGCGAAGAACAUUGGUUGUAUUAACACAUGCUCAGCUCUCACCACCUGAUGGACUUGACUAUAACGAUUUCUUUACAAAAAGAUCUGAGUCACUUUUGCGAUACAUUCGUGCUGGUGCAGGAGUCAGCAAACGAGAACUUGGGGAUUUUCCCUUGCCAAUUGCAUUGGUGGAGAACAGUGGAAGGUGCAAAACUAAUGAGAAUGGAGAGAAGGUUCUCCCUGAUGGAACUCCAUGGAUUCCGAACUUGAUGAAAGAGAUUACUACUGUUGUCUCAAACGGGAGCAAAUCCAUUCAUGUUGAUCAAAAGCUAAUAGAUGGUCCAAAUCCCAACAAUCGCUGGAAGAUGUUCAUACCGCUCAUCCUUAUGGUGGAGUACUUUUUGGUUGUAAAAGGCAUCCGAAGGGCCAUUCAUGCUGACAUAUCAAACGGGAAGCUAGAUGACUGGGAACAGCGUUACAGAGACUUGGUUGGAAGCAAGGACCCGGUAGACCAGAAAGGUUCAUCAUCCGGCAACCGCAAGGCUUGAGCUGAAGAAUGAUACCGCAUGCAUCGUGACCCAUUCAAUUCUCUGUGCUUUUCUUUUUGCGCUCUAUUCCAGUGAUCUAUUUGGGAAGCUUUAUAGAGUUAUCUGGGACAAUUUGAGCAAAUUUGCUCUUGUUUUUAGUUGCUAAAAAAACUGUACUGAAUUUUUUUGUGCUGUCGCAAUUUUGCAAAUGUUGUUGAUCGAAACUUCAGUUAUUUGAGUUCCUUGUGAUGUUCCAUA
Messenger RNA from Oryza sativa Japonica Group (Japanese rice), 1432 nucleotides. RefSeq names its product translocase of chloroplast 34, chloroplastic. Gene Ontology annotation, cellular component: chloroplast outer membrane. NCBI's taxonomy places the organism in Eukaryota, Viridiplantae, Streptophyta, Magnoliopsida, Poales, Poaceae. Gene Ontology annotation, molecular function: GTP binding; protein-transporting ATPase activity. The record is from RefSeq and is a predicted model, not a curated record. Gene Ontology annotation, biological process: intracellular protein transport.